Molecule: messenger RNA, 1709 nt
Organism: Clupea harengus (Atlantic herring)
Lineage: Eukaryota; Metazoa; Chordata; Actinopteri; Clupeiformes; Clupeidae
Gene: c2cd4a
Product: C2 calcium dependent domain containing 4A
Source: RefSeq, a predicted model, not a curated record
UUGCAUGCAGGAGGAGUCUCAGAAAAGCCGGUGUGGUCACGGAGGAGAGACUGUAACCCUGCUGUUCAAGAGAGAGCCUCAGUCGUCACGCUGAAGACCUGAACUGAUGCUGUGGAACAGCUGUGCUGACUGUGCAUUGGAUGUUCAGUGGUGGAUUAAAUCUAAAACUCUUUAAGGCUCAUACAGCUGCAUAUUAAGUUCCAAAGCUGGUCUAUCACUGUGAGCUCAUGUGGAUGGUAGAGAAGAUCCGUGUGUCGGUGGAGAGAACUAACCUGCCCCUGCCUGUCUCGGAGUACACCUUCAGAAUCGGGGACAUCAUGUUCGGCGACAAGCACUCCGCAGAAAAGACCAAGAAGGCAUCGCUGUGUCCCAACAUCAUCACCCCGGACACCAUCCCUGAGUUCUGCAUCCCUCCGAAGAUCCCGUCGACCGUGGAGGCGAAGGGUGUGGAGCAGUGCAAGGUGGCCGCCGUCAUGAGAAUACCUACCUGUGAGAGAGGCAGCCCCAAGAGGGAGGCUCCUGGACGGGAGCUGGUCGCCCACAUCAUCCAGGUGGAGAGUGUGGACGAUGGACCUUAUGACGCCUUCAGCGAUGAGGAGACCACCAACGCGGACCCCCAAAGCCAGGCGGCCCUCUCACUGCCCCACCUGGCCAAAGCCCAGACCUGCUACGGGUUUUGCACGCUCCUGGAGAGCCCGCACACCCGCAGGAAGGAGUCUUUGUUCCACAAUGACCCCAGCACAAACGGGGUCCCCUUGGUGCUGCCCCGGAGCAGGUCCAACACGUACUCCCCCAGGAGCACAUCCUCCACCUCCAGCUCCCCCUCCUCCCCGACCUCGCCCCACUUCAGCCUGAACAGCCUGACCACCAGGCUCUCCCCCAGGGCGUUCACCCUCAACAGGCAGGGCACGCUGGACAGUGACACCACCUCCUCCACAGAGUCCUCCCCCUUCAGCUCGCCGCUGCUGCCCCGCUGCCCGCCCAAGUGCUCCCUCUUCAAGGCUCUGAGCCACGAGCGGCUGCUGUACCGCAACAUCCGCAAGACGGCCGUCUCCAGGAACAACUCGCUCUCCACAGACGAGAGCAGCUCCACGGACAACAGCCCCAACGUGCUGCGGAGGGCGUCCGAGGGCCUGGUGGAGCCCAUUUCGUGUGGCUACGGCCUGGCGCCCCCCGCCAUCUUCCCUAUUGACCUGGUGCUGCAGCGCGAGCGCGUGAUGAAGGAGAGCCUGGUGUCGGUGGGCAGGGACGGCGUGCUGCGCCUCUCGGCGGAGUACUGCCCCGAGAACCAGCGCCUCCGUGUGCGCCUCAUCAGCGCUGAGGGACUCUACUCGAUCGCCGUGGACCCCAAGAGCAUCAACUGCAGCGUGAGCAUCUCGCUGGUGCCCGGAAAGGUCCAGAAGCAGCGCAGCACGGUCAUCAGAAAGAGCCGGAACCCCAUCUUCAACGAAGACUUCUUCUUCGACGGGGUUUCGGAGGAGGACUUGUCUCUGUGGUCGCUGCGCUUUAAAGUGGUCAAUAAAAUGUGCACCAUGAAGAGAGACUAUAUCCUGGGUGACUGUGAGCUCCCAGUCACCAGCAUCAUUAAUGUGUAAUAUUACACUAAUGUCCAUCUUCUUGAAUUGCUCUUAUUUAUUAUCUUUGUAAUAUGGAAAUGGCUAUUUAUUUACUUUUUUACAUUGUGAUGAUUUGUUUUCUAAUAAAAAUUG